Messenger RNA from Argiope bruennichi, 12876 nucleotides. Its product is annotated as DNA-dependent protein kinase catalytic subunit-like. Gene Ontology annotation, molecular function: DNA-dependent protein kinase activity; protein binding. The record is from RefSeq and is a predicted model, not a curated record. Gene Ontology annotation, biological process: double-strand break repair via nonhomologous end joining; telomere maintenance. The coding region runs from base 62 to 12346 and encodes 4094 amino acids. Gene Ontology annotation, cellular component: nucleus. The transcript has 93 exons. NCBI's taxonomy places the organism in Eukaryota, Metazoa, Arthropoda, Arachnida, Araneae, Araneidae.
AACAGAAACUUUUGUAUGUCGGUCUAAUUUUCAUGGAGUCGCUGAUUAGUUUUCCGCUAACAUGACAGCUGUCGUCGAACUAAUCUGUAAAAGUUUAGAAUCUUUGAAGACUUUUCAGGAAAAUAAUACAUUUUCGGGAAAUGAAGGAACUAUAUCUGAUAUCAUCAAGAAGAUUCGCGAUAAAUAUUGCAAUUUCAACUUCCAAAAACAGCAAAGAGAAAUUGUAAAUUCCCAUCUUCUAAGCAAUGAAAAUGGAAUUCCAGGAUUUUUAAAAGGGAUUCUACUUUCAAAAGAGUUUAAAGAUAUAAAAAAAGAGUGCUUUAAGUUACUCGAUGACAUCAUCGAACAGAGUGGCUAUUUGAUUCAAGAUUAUGGAUCUGACAUAUUGGUUAUUUGUAUUUUGUAUAUCAAGCGUGAUGUUGGUGCAGAUUUAAAAAAAUCGAGUAUCAUCACUAUUUCAAAAGUACUUGAAAAUUGCCAUGGUUGUCAGGGUGAAAAAAGGAUCAAUAUUAAAAAUUUGAUUGAAGAUUUGAUGUUUCAACUCAGCCUUCGUUCAAAAUUAACAUCUACAGUAAAAGAGGAAAUUUUGAGCAUCAUGGGAAUUAUUGCACAUUACUAUCCUGAAGAUUUUAUACCUUAUCAAGAAAGAAUUUUAUCUAUUUUCAUCCAGGAAUUGAAAGCUCAAGUUAAUUCAAAAACAAAAGCUUUUGAUUACAACAUAGUUGCUGGGUGCCUACAAGGUUUAAAAGAAUAUCUGUAUAAUUUUUCUGUUCUUCAAUCUGAAGAUCCUGAGAAGUCCUAUUUUAUAUUUGAUGUUUCAAGAAAAAUGAUUUCAAAGCCAGAAAGAUUUGCUAACAAAACAUCAUCAGUGAUUAAAGCUGGGCUUCAGCUACUUGCAUCUCAUGCAUUACAAUUUGAUCUGUAUGUGUUUGAAAACUGUGUUGAUUUAUAUCAUGAAAUAAUGCCUUGGGUCGAGCACCAAAACAGAGAAAUGCAAAAACUUGGACGAGAUACUGUUGUAUCUGUGUUGAAAGUGACAUCUGAGAUGAUUGCUGCUAGAUUUACAGAUGACAGAAGUUACUGUACUAAAGUGUUUAAAUAUUUCAUGAAGCAAUUUAGAGAAAUUUUCCUUGAAAGUGAAAGUUCUAAAAAAAUUCAGAUUGCUGUUAUUGCAUAUGGCCUUUUUGCCAAGCCAUGCAAAUUAUGCCUUAGUGAAAAUGAAGUGAAACUGAUGCUUCAGAAUGUGAUUCAAAAGUGUGAACAUGUAUUUCUGAGUGAUAACACCGACUUAGAUAGUAGAAUUCUAGACUUGUCCUGCUACCUUGAAGCUCUUUCUUCAAUUAUUUCUGUAACAGAAUAUUUGUCUGAGAAUGUCAUUAUUUCUUUAGAGAAACUUACAGUUUUUCAAAUUGAUAAAUUUCCUAAAGUCCCUUCGAGAGUUCACUUUAUUGUUCCAAAAGUUAUUAUUAGGAUAUUUUUAUCUGUUCAACCAAAACGUGAAUUAUUUUUAAAUUUCUUGACACAAAUAGUUUACCAAGGUCUUGUGAAAACAUGUUCCCAUCCUAUUGUUGCUGAAGCAGAAGAUUAUAAAGACAAAACAUCUGCAAAUGGGCAGCAAAUUCAAAAGGAAGAAUCAUCUGUAAAAAUAGUGACAUAUAAGGAUUAUAUGUAUCUAUGGAAGUCUAUACUGAAUGUUGUUCAGCUAAAGGAAUUAAAUCCCUUAGGCAUUCCUCUGGAUCAGAGACAAUCUUUAAUGGAAGCAGUUUAUGAUGAAAUAAUUCGUUCUAGUCUUGUUCUUAUAUCAAAGUUGGAUUUAACUUUAAAUCAAUCACUAACAAAGAAUGAAGAUGAUCAAAACAAAGAAGAGACUUCAUCUGAUCCUUUGCAUGGAGUUCAUGCUAACAAUAUGACUGAUUAUUACAUCUUCAUCAAUUUAGUUGAUUUUUUGAGGGAUUUAUUGAAUGAUAGUUGCACAGAAUUAUUUCCAAAAUGGGUGUAUAUAUUUGGAAAAGAAAUGAUUUUCCAUUCUACCAGGCACCCUUAUCAUAGUGGAUUUUGCAAGCUAAUUUCAUUGACUUUAUCAAUAUGUUCAAAAAUUGGAUAUUUUAAAGAAUUUCCUCACAGAACUGACAUUGCCAUUAUUAAAACUGAUAAUAUUUCUGAAGAAAAAUGGAGAAGUUUCCAGUUAUUUUCUAAAUUUGUCACUGAAGUUGCUGUUCGACAGCAGCAAUUUAAAGAUGACUUACUAGCUUCAUGUUUAGGAGUCCUUUUGAGUUUACCUAUUGAAAUAGUUUUACAGCAGAUCAAUGUUUUAAUUCCUUGCCUUGAGAGUGCUUUGAAGCUUGGUGUCAGUUAUUUACCUCUAGCAAUGGCAGCUGUUUCUGCUUUAGAAAGAUGGUCAGAUAACAUUCCAUUAGAUAUUAUGAAACCUCACUUUUCACGGCUACUACCAUAUUUGAAUUACUAUUUAUUAGCAUCUACCAUUCAAGAUGAUAUUUUAGCAUUGAAUGCAAAAAUAAAAAAGAGUAAUUUAAAAGCAGCUCAUAAAAUGUCAACUAAAUCUGCGAAAAGAUCUAAUCAGAGUGCUCUGGAUGUGGUUCUUGAAGAUCCAGCACUUUUGAAGAUUCAGCAGAGAAUUGUUAAUUUCCUUGGGAGACUUGGUGAACAUAAUGUUGCUUUACUUGAAAAUGCUUAUGAGAAACUUGAUGAAGUUGCUAUAGCUUGGGAUUCCCAUUGCAGAAACCAUUUAAAAUAUUCUGUGCCUUUUCAAGAUAUGAAGCCCGACAUAUAUUUUGAUGACUUUCUGCCUCGCAUAAUGGAAAUUGCUAUCAAAUCAAGUGUCCGUCAAGCAAAAGUUGCUGCUUGUGAAGCUUUACACUCAUUGGUGCUUUUUAUGAUUGGCCGUGGAAGUCUUUUACCUGAUGAUCUUCAAACAAAAUAUUCUAUGGAAGCUUUAUAUAAGAAAUUAUUUCCAGGAUUAUUAGAACUGGCAUGUGAUGUUGAGCAGGUUACCAAGCAACUUUUCCAGCCUUUAAUAUUUCAAAUUAUUCAUUGGUUCACAUGUAAUAGAGUUUCUAAAACCCCAGAAACAUCUGUCAUUUUGCUAUGCUUAUGGGAUGGUGUUACUAAUAACCAGAAUGCUGCUCUUCGUGAUUUCAGUGCUCUAUGUUUGAGAGAGUUCUUUUUAUGGUCUAUUAAGCAAUCACCUGCAGCGAAGCAAAAGCAAACAGAAAAUCUUUUGAACAAAUUACAUAGUUUCUCUCUUCAUCCAAAUGCUUUCAAAAGAAUUGGAGCUGCCCUGACUUUUAACAAUAUUUAUAGAAUUUUCAGAGAACAGGAAUCAUUAGUAAAAAGGUUUACAAUUCAACUCCUUGUUCAGUUUGUUGACAGUCUUGCUAUUGCACAUUCAGAUAAUGCAUCACUUGGUACACAGAAACAAUGUAUUAUUGCCUUAGACCAUAUCCAAAGGGUUAUUGCUACCAAGCAAAAAGUGUUCCUGAAAGCUGAGGAAUCUCGAAAAAGACCUGAAUGCCUUGAAGAAGCUACUCUGCAGUGUGCUGUGUUAUGGCUGUUAAAACAGUGUGGCUGUAUUCAAAUUGAAUGCAGGCACAAAUGCAUGGAGAUGGUUGAAAAAUUAGCACCUUUCAUUCCAGAUUACAAAACUGCCUCUUCAUAUUUGUUGGCUUACAAUAAUCUAGGCUUGAAUAUCUUUGAAGAUGUAUUUGAAAAUGUUUUGAAAAUUUUUUCUAAUUCUGGUUUGCAUAAUCAGAUGACAUUCAAAUCCAUAUGCAUAUGGCUGGAAGCUCUUCAAACGUCUAUGGACUGUUACCAGUGGGCAUUCUCUAAGCAAUUUUUACUGCAAAAUGAAUUGCACGGUGAAAAAUAUUCAUCCAUGCUUUCGUCUGUAAAAAUCUACAAAUUUAUUGAAUAUUAUAUUGAAAACAUUGUUAAAGAAUCUUUGCCAUCUUUCAUGAGCCGAUCAGAACAAAAUCAAUCUGAGUUAUUUACUCCUGAAGAAAUAUUCAAGUUUAACAAGUUAAAAUGUACUGUUCUGGUUCGUCUUUUCACAUUUGUUAUGUCUGUAUUUAAACCUGAUGCAAAAUGGUUUAAUGAGCAAUUUGUUAAAACUUUAUGGAAUUCAAGUUUAUGGGAGAUCAUUGUACUUUCUGCUGUCGAUCCUUCAUCACUUGGAUUUGAUGUAACAGACCCAGAAGUAGCUUUAAAGCUACCUUUAGAAGUCGCAGCUGUAAUUAAAAAGUUUAGUAUAAAAUCUGAUUUUCGGAAGUUUUGUUUGGAAUUUUUGAAGCGAAAAGACAAGUACAAUCUUCUGAAUUUUUUGCCUAUCAGUUUGCAUAGCUCCAGUCACAACCAUAUGCAAAUAAUGCAGCUUUUAAAAGGUUAUGAAAUUUUAAUAACAAAUGGAUUUGAAGCUUCAGAAAUUUUCUCAGAUACACAUGAAAUGAUUUCAAAUCUUCUUGAAUCAGUAUGGAAUGAUUCUGUUGAAACAAAUGUAACCAGCUUGAAAAAGAAAGCAUUGCCUCCUGUUGCUUUUAGAUUAGCAGAGACAAUCUUAUCAAUUUCAUAUAAUCUAGGAUUAAAAGUUGAUGAAUUGGCUUUAAGGCUUUUAAAUACUCCUGGGCAGUCUAAGGAUUCAAAUGUACUUCCAGGAAAAGGAUUAUUUAUUUUCAAUAUAUUUGCUGACAGUAUCUGUACAUUUGUUGCACAAACUCCUGACAUUUUUGUGAAAACUCUUGUAAAUUCUCUGAAUAAGACUGGAUUCACCGAAAUUUCUAUUCUUCUUAAAUUCAUAGAUUUUGUAGCUUGUACAAGAGUCCUGAGAAAGAACUAUGGUAAAGAUGUCAUAAGAGCUUAUUUGCUAUACUGGAAUGAUAUCAAAAAGUGGUGGGAGUGCCAUCCAGAUAUUGAUAGUAAAUAUUCUGUAUUGUCAAUUAUGACAAAGAUGUUACUGAUUGAUUCAGAUGUUGCUGUCAACAAAACUGGAUUUUAUUCCAUGUCCCUUUUUUCUACCUAUAUACAUUUACUUAAGGAACUGAGUUUUCAUGAAUUGAGUUUUAUUAACUCUGCCUUAGAACUUCUACCAUUCUUUAUAGAAGAUCCUGUUGAUACAGAUACUUUGAAGUUAUGUAUUGAAGAAAUCAGGGCAGUUUAUUUUCCAUUACAAAGUACUGAAUUACAAAUUGGUAGUUCUGCUUAUCACACAUAUAUUUCUGCUCUUAAAAAAUUAUUAUCUGCUCUUUCGCUCACUGGAUGCGAUUUUCUUCUUCAAUUUUUGACAAUAUUCUUUUGCAAAGAAAAUAAUCAUCCUUUGGAGGAUGAAUUUCAAAGAAGUAUUGUUCGAAUGAUUAGGAGAAAAGACCCUUGCCAUCAUCAAAAAUUUGCUGAUAUAAUUGUUAAAAUGCUUUUACUGAAUUCACAGAAACUGGAUUCAGAAGUGAUUCUUACAGUAGUUGACAAAGUCUUGCUUGUCAUUCUACUGAAUAUUGAUAUUACUCCUCUUAUAAACUUCUUUUCAUCAAAUAUUAAGGCUCUGAUGAAUAAUAUAAAAGAAAAUAUUGCACUUGUUACUCCUGCAAAAGACAUUUUCUUAGCCAAAAAAAUUGUUUGCUAUAAACUCCUGGAACUGAUGUACCAAAAUCUUUCUAAAGAUGUUCUUCACACUAAAGAUUCCCAAAUUGUUGAAUCAUUUCUUGGGCAAAAACCAAAUCAAGGAAAUGAACUCAGUUCUGAAAUUAUCAAGUUGUCUUUGGAAUUUAAACGUAUAAGCUGUGAAAUGGAGCCUGAAUAUAAAGAAUUACUGAGAAAAUUAAAUUGUGCCAAAUAUAACACCCUUAUGGCAGUUGUAUCAUGCACUCAAAAUGAGUUAAAAUUUUACAAUGCUUUUCUGUUCAAAGAAAACCCUGUGAAAAAUGAACGUAUAUGGGAGAGAAUUGUAGAUGGUGAAAACAAACCAACAUUUGAAAUGGAGAUAGAUCCUUCUAUUUCUCGAAAGAAAAAGUUUGUAGCUAUUCGACACAAUAUUAGAAAUAAAUCUCUGGAAAACGAUGCUGAAACUGAUUCCUCUGAUGUACCUUCUUCAUUAAAUUUAUUUGGUUCAGAAGAUCUUGCUCUUAGCAGUUUAGCUGAGGAUGUUAGCAAGUUUGUUUUUUCAACAAAUGAACCGCUGUUUUCCCACAAAAAGGAAAAUAUUGAGGAAGCAUCUAACGUGAAAUCCAGAAAAUCAUCAUUUGAGAAACAAUAUAGAGAUAAUUACAUAGUAUUAGAAGAUGAUGAGUUGAACAGUCAUGAUUCAAUGGGUGCACUUUGCCAGCUUUUGCAACAAAUGAAAACCAGAGGCCUUAUUCAAGAAGAACAAGCUGACAGUAUUCCACAAUGGCUAAAUUGUAUUGUUCAAAAUUUAGAAGAUGGAAUGGUACCUGAGAACGUACGUUUAUUCUUAGGUCGAGUCAUAAUUAAUAAUGCAGAGAUAUUACAACCAUAUGCAAAAUUUCUGAUGGAUCCUUUGUUAGACUUAAUCAUUUUAGGAAUUGCUGGAUUUUCAUUAAAUUACUAUAUACUAGAUAUUAUUAUUACUCUUUUAUCAUGGGCACCAGCUGCUAUUCCUCAGGGAAAUGGAAUACAAAAAGCUAAUGAAGUCUUGAAGUUCCUGAUAAGAAACUGUGAACAUUCUCGAAAAGAAAUAUUUCGCAAUAACCUUGAAGUAAUUAAAACUCUUCUUGAAUGUUGGAAAAAUGGUCUUGAAAUACCUUACAGUCUAAUUUAUGAAAAGAUGAAUGAUUUCACCCCUGAGAGUAAAAAGAAUGUGUUUGGAAUACAGUUGCUUGGUGUAGUAUUAUCUUGUGAUUUUCUACCUUUCAAUUCUCAGGAUAUGGCAUCAGCUCAAAGUUAUUUUUCUGUUCUUCUGAAGAAUCUCUCUCAUAAAUACAAAGAAGUGUAUGGAUCUGCUGCAGAAGUUGUAUCACUUGCUCUUAAAAAUGUAUUAAAGGAUGAAGGGGAUGUUGUAAAGAAUCCAUUUUUUAUAAAAGUUGUACAACAACUGGAGACUUUGAAAAACAAAGAAGAAGAAAAGUUCCUUUAUUGCUUGAAUAAGAUUCAUGAAUUUUGUCCUGCUGUUGCUGACAAAUUCAUCCCUCGACUUUUAUUUUUGUAUCCCAGAGUAUACAGUUCUUUUAAGAAUUAUAUUUUGCAAGUAUUAUGCUCUAGAAUAAAUGAUAUUGAGAAUGGCUAUCAGGAGCUCAAAGUUAUAGGUUUAUUUGAAGAUUUAGAAAAAAGGGAGGAAACAGCACAGCGAUUAUUGUUACAAACUUUGGAGAAACUUAUCCCUGAUUUGUCUUGUGAUGAUAUUCUUCAUGUUUUGCCAGGCAUUGUUAAUAUCCAUGCUCAACCAUCUAUUGCUAAUCGACUUGCAUUGUACAAAAUCUUAUUUUUGCUGUUUGAGAAAUUCAGUGAUAACGAAGGUGCAAAAGAAAAAGUAAUUACUAAAUAUGCUCAAGAAACACUUCUUCUUGGUUUGGCUGAUCCAGAUGCAACAAUUCGUCUUACAGUUGAUAAUUUUUGGAGCAAUGAGAAAAGGUUACCUAGUGGUACAAAAGAAAGAUUGCUUGCUCUUAUGAAAAACAUGUUCUCACCUGUUACAGAGGAGUCCUUUUUACAGUAUGCAACGUUUCUACUGCUUGAGAGAACAUCUGUUAGCCCAGAUUUUAAACGCAAAGUUUUUGAUCAUCCUUUAUCUCAAUGCAAUUUUCAAGCUUAUCAAAUUCAAACAUCAUGGAGAAAAAGACAUUUGGCUAUGACACCUUUAUUUACUGAAUCUGCCUCUUCUACAUUUUCAAGUUUAAUGUCCCUGGAUUCAUAUACUUCAAGUACAUAUGGCCAAGAUGCGAAGAUAAAAGCUACUCAGCAGAAUCUUGCAUUUACAGAAACAAUGGAAGUAGAUGAAGAUCUCAGAAAGCAGAACACCUUUAAUUGGUUGACUGGAAGUGCAGAUACUUUUGAAUCUCAAAACUUUUCAUUUGAGUCUGGAUAUGGAACAAGUAGCUCAAUGUCAAAAUCUCUCUUAAUUGCUAAUCAAAAUGAUACAAAGCUAUCUGAAAGAGAUUUUUUGAGGACAAUGCAAACUAAAAAGAGUGAUGAAAAAAAAGAAAGGAAGUCUGCUACUUUGAUGCUGAGACGAAGAUUUUAUAAAGAUAAAAACAAUGAUUCAGAUUCAUUUGCUCGACAAGAACUUAAACGACAAGAUCGCCGAAUGGAACUAAGAAAAGAGCAACAAAAUCAACGAGAUGCACAAGUUGUUAUGUAUAGACAGUAUCGCAUAGGAGAACUACCUGAUAUUGAAAUCAGUAAUUCUGAGAUUAUUAAACCCAUUCAAGCAUUAGCAAUGAAUGAUGGUGUGGUUGCAAAACUUUUGUUCAAAUCUCUGCUUGUGGCGGUAUGCAACUAUGUACAAAAAGAGCUUCCUGAAUAUCUUGAAACUUUUAAUGAUGAAAUUGCAACCUGUUUCGAUAAAAUAUUUCAGAAUAGCUAUUUGUACACUCCCAAUGUUAUGUCAUUUUGUUUGGAAACUUUAAAUCAAGUACAAGGCAUCAAGUUUGAUGUAGAGACUGUAUUUAAUGCCUGUAUUGGAAGUAAUCAACAAAGUGUUGGUAUUUUAUUGUUGGAAACAAAAAUUUUAAAAGGCUUUCAUUCUGAGCCAACUCAGAAAAAGAGACGGACCAAUAAACAUGUACUUUCAGAAGAAUCAAAUCAUUGGAUGAAAUUAGCUGAAUUAUAUAAAUCUAUUGAAUCUUAUGAUGUUGUGAAUGGAAUUUUUUCUCUUACAAUGGGUGAAAAAGAAGAAAACAAGAAAGCUUUAAAUUUUGAAAUCUCUGGCCAAUAUUUUGAAGCCGUUCAGUUGUAUUACAAGCUUUAUGAUAAUACAUCUGAUGAACAUGAUCAAGCAGAAAAAGACUUCUGGGAUAAAUCAAUUUUAUUUUGUAUGAAUAAAUUAUCUAAAUGGAGUGAUUUGGAAACAACAGUUAUUGGUCGCUUCACAAAUCCAGAUUCCCCUGACUUACAAGCAGUAUGGGAAGAUCAAUACAUGAAAGAAAAUUAUUUGCCUUAUCUAAUUCGAUCUAAAAUGAAGCAGUUAUUAGCAGGAAAGCCAGAUCAAUCAAUUCUAACAUUUUUUGAUCAGGCCAGAGAAGAUGAAGAAAAAAAAAUUCAUUUAGAGGCUCAUUACAGUGAAGAGCUGGCUCUUUUGUAUAUAGUGCAAGAUAGGCUUGAUAUAGCUAGACAAUACAGCUCAACUUGUCUGAAAAGAUUCUUAAAAGAAUGGCAGAAUUUAAGUCCUUUAGCUGUUGAAGUACAGCAUGCUUGCCUGCAAAAAUUAUUGAAAUAUGUGGAAUUAGAUGAAUUUCUUGAUAUAAUGAAAAAAAAUAAAUACAUAAAUGCACCUUCUAUGAUGAGUUGUUUAAAGACAUGGCAGACAAGGUAUCCAAACACUGUAGAUCCUGUUGAUAUCUGGGAUGAUGUAGUUGCCAACAGGCAUUUAUACAUGAAAAAAUUACAGAAAAUGGCAGAUGAAUCAGAAACAGAAAUUGAUCAAAAUGAUUCAUGCCAUAUAGGAUCUGAAGAGUUAGUUGACUGUGAUUUUAAGAAAUUUAUUUUGGAUACAUCUGUGGUGAUAAAAUUAAAAUUUGCUGAAAAUUGUGCAGAUCAAAAAAAUUUUGCCGUAGCUGUCUCUACUCUAAAAAGUAUAUAUGAGGUAUCUAAAGCACUUGAUAGUUCUUUGUGGUCUAAAUUCAUUGAAGCAUAUUGUUCCAUUAACAACAGAAGAGUUCUUUCUGAAUGUGAAAAGAACCUAAAUAUCGUACUUCAGUCUUGGAAGCAACUUGGUGAACUUGGGAAGAGAUGUGGCCCAAGUGUAUCUCAGACAAGAUUGUUGAGUCACACGCUUGAAAUAUUAGCUCUUAUGUUUAUGAAAGAUGAAAUUACUGUCCGGGAUUUGACUGAUAAGCAGAAGGAGAUGAUUUCAGUAAUAUCUGAAGGGAAAAUAAAUAAAACAGAAAUUAUUUCUGAAAUGCUAGAUAAAAGUUUCUUGUGUCUAAAAAAUGUUAUAAAGGCCCCAGGAGAAUUUACUGAACAGAAAUAUGAAAGUGAUUCAAGUAAGAAGGGCAUUGCAUCAGCUCAUAUGGAAUUAGCAAAUUUCUGUAAUCGAUAUUUACUUGAUGAGCCAGUUCAUGGAUUCCCACCUUGCAACAUCCCUUCAUUUUCUGAAUUUUCACAUGUUCUGACUGAAUCUUUGCUUAAUGCUUUGAAAUUUGGAUCCAAGGAUUCAUUACUUCUUUUCCCACGUCUUUUGCAAGUUAUAGAUACAUAUCCAUCAUGUCUGCCACUUUUUCAAAAGAAGACUUCUGAAAUGCCUUGCUGGUUAUUCAUUGGAUGGAUUGAUCAAAUGCUUGCUAUAUUAGAUAAACCUGAAGGCAAAGCUGUGCAUACCAUCAUUGAAAACAUCGCUUCAGCAUAUCCCGAUGCUAUUAUUUAUGCAUUUCAUCUUAGCUACAACAGUUAUGAUUUCACCAAACUAAAGGAUGGUCAAAUAAAUCAAAAUUUUGUUGAAAAAAUUAAAAGCAUUCUGGAAAAGCAAACUCUCAUCAGUGACUUUGUAGCUGCUCUUGAGCAUCUAAGUGUGCCAUAUGUGAUUUUUAAGGAAUAUGUUGCUGAAAUCGAAGGUUUAAUCAACAGUAAUGCUGCAACAGACAAAAUCAAAAACUGCUUUACAAAAAUGAUGAAUAUGCUGUUUUUUGAUAAAACUGAAUCAGCGAGCAGAAGAAUUCCUAUUGGUCCAGUACAGAAAAAAUUUGCUGAAGAAUUUAGGCCAAAAGUGCUUGAUAUAUGUGGAAUGAAUGGCACCAAACUUUUAGGAAAAUCUGGAACUCAGGCUGCUUUAAAGGCUUUAAGAGGUUUAAUAGGUACUGCUAAAAAUCACCAUGAAAAAGUAACUUCAUUGGAAAAGAUAUCUCCAUGGUUAAGUGAAUUUAAACAGUGGAAAUAUACUUCUCAGAUCGAAAUUCCUGGGCAAUAUUCUGGUAAAAGCAAACCCCUUCCAGAGUAUCAUGUUAAAGUUGCUGGAUUUGAUGAAAAGGUUCUUGUGUUGAAGUCUAUAACUGUGCCACAACGUAUAACCAUACGAGGCAAUGAUGAAAAAGAAUAUAAAAUACUCGUAAAGUCCGGUGAAGACUUAAGACAAGAUGUUCGUAUACAGCAGUUAUUUUCAGUUAUGAAUUAUAUUUAUUCCAGUGAUGUCCUUUGUUCAACCAGACAUCUUUCUUUACGCACUUAUAAAGUGGUUCCUUUAAAUAACAGAUUUGGUUUGAUUGAAUGGGUAGACAAUACAACAGUGCUGCAAGACUUUUUGAAUGAUGGGAUGUCAGAAGAGGAACGAAAAAAAUUUUAUGGUUCUAGCGAUGGUUCUCUUGUUCAGCGUAAAUUUCUACAGUGGGAAAAAUCUACACAAAAUGCAUUUUUCCUGUAUCCAAUUUUAUACCAGAAAAAGAGUCGAAAGGAAUGUGUUGAAAAGUUUCAAGAACUUGUAAAUUUAGUACCUAAAAAUUUGCUCGUAAAAUCGUUUUUAAAACUGAGCUCUUCGCCAGAGGCCUUUAUGGUAUUACGAACUAAAUAUGCUCAAUCCCAUGCUGUCAUCUGUCUCUCACAGUGGAUUAUUGGAAUUGGGGAUAGGCAUCUAGGCAAUUUUUUGAUUGACAAAAGCUCUGGAUGUGAAGUGGGCAUUGACUUUGGACAUGCUUUUGGGUCUGCUACUCAGUUCUUGCAUGUUCCUGAAUUGGUGCCAUUUAGGCUGACUCCUCAAUACUUGCAGCUGAUGGGUCCUUUGGGAGUAAAAGGCAUUUAUGAAUCCACCAUGAUUCACACAUUAUCUGCUCUCUGCAAUAAGCGUGAUAUAUUACUCAGUGUAAUGGACAUUUUCAUCAAAGAACCGACUAUAAAUUGGGAGGCUAAUGCAAAUAAACAACUUCAAGAUUUAAGAAUGAGUUCAGAAGGAAAGAAAGAAAAUUGGUUUCCAAAGCAAAGAAUAGCUAUAGCUAGAAAAAAAUUAGAAGGUGUUAAUCCAUGCUAUGUUACAAGAAAAGAACUUGAACUAGGUCACAGCUCAAAAGGAGAAAUUUUUAAACGUAUGGAGUCAGUUUGCUUGGGAAAUUCAGAGUUCAAUAUUCGAGCUAGAAUGAAGAAAGCUGGACUGACUGUGGAAGAACAGGUGGAUUGUCUUAUAGAUUUAGCAACAGAUCCUCAUGUUUUGUGUUUAAUAUAUUAUGGUUGGAACCCAUGGUUUUAAACCGUAUUAUAUCUGUUGUUGGUAUUUGAGCAGACUUCAAUUAAAUAGUAAGGAAUUUGUAAUUUCUGAAUAGGAAUUAGGGUUGUGGUUUUAAAAUAUUUUAGAUUUGAUUUCAAAAUUGUUUUUAUUUUGUAGUAUAGUUCAGUUAUAUUAGAAAUGCCAUAUUUAAAAUAAAUUAUUUAACAUCAUAGUUCUUAUUUAUAAACUAUACUCCAUUUUGUUCUUUGAUCUUAAAUCUAAGAAGCUUUUAAUAAAAUUUUAUAUUUCUUCCUUUUAAGAUACAUUUUUAAUUCUUCUAAUCCUUGUUCUUCAUAAAAAUAUUAUUUUAUUUGUUUUAUUUGUUUCUUAAAUUUGUUUAUUAAUUGAGCUAUAAAUGUUGCUUUUGAAAUUAAUAUUAGUAUUAAGAGUUGAAAAUAUUUAAUUUUUUUUCCCUAUAAAUUUCCGUUUUAUUUCAAUAUAUUUUUUUUUCUUUAUGUGAUGAAUAUCAAUUUCAAGUUUUUAAACUAAUAAAAUAAAUACACUGUUUAUAU